AUGGAGGGCUCUGUGCUCAGCCCCACAUCCUGGGAAAAGCGGCGGGCAUGGUUGCAAAAGACCCACAACUGGCAGACACAGAUCCUAGAGGAGGAGGCAGCAGCUGCUCUGCAAGAUGUUCCGGACCCUGAGCCCCCCAACUUGGAUGAUGUCUUCUUGGAAGAGUAUCCCACAAAUAAGAUUGAAGACUGGCUACAGGAUUGUGGAUCUUCUGAGGAAGGGUUUCCUGAGGAGCAUGGCCUGUCCAUCCAUGGUGGAUGUCCCAGCCAUGGAGCCAGCUUUGAUGAUGACCUGACCUUGGGAGCAGAGGCAAUUCUGUUAGCAUCCAAUGGCAAACUCCUUUCCAGGAAUUUCCUGGAGACAACUAGGCCAGGGCAUCUACUCAAUCUUGGCUGUAGUAUGGCAUCUAGCAACAUGACCAGUGGGACCAAUAAGACAAGUUCAAGCAUCUCAGAGAUUCUGGACAAAGUCCGGGAGGAUGCAGAGGAUAUCCUCUUCAGUCUAGGCUUUGCCCAAGAUGAUCAUAGAGCCACAGCUCGGAUUCCUGCCCGCUUCUUCACCACCCCCUCCCAGGCAAAGGGCAUUGAUUUCCAGGUCUUCCUGAAAGCUCAGGUGCAAAGGAUAGAGAUGGAGGACCCCUGCUUGAUGCUGGCCAGUCGGUUUAAGCAAGUACAAACAUUGGCCACAACUGCUGAUGCCUUUUUCUGCCUCUACUCCUAUGUGUCCAAGACCCCAGUCCAGAAGUUCAUGCCAUCUCAAUUGUUCUGGCCCAGUGCUGCUGAUGCACCACUCAUUAGGAUCCUUUCCCCAGAAUCUGAGGCCCAAUCCCCUGUGGAGCGUCUUCGGAGAGCUGUAUCCAAGAUGUGCCUGUAUACAACCCCUCGGGAUGGACCAUCUCCACCCCAUGCUCCAACCCAAAGAAAUAGUCUGGAUCAAGUGGUGUGGGAGGUGAUGGACAGGGUGAGAGAAGAUAAACUUGCUCUCCAGGUAGAGCCAAGUGGAAAAGUUGCCCCAGACCUCUCCUCCAGAGAAGAGACAUCACAUUUUCAAACUGAGGAACUUAUCCCUGAGCCUUGCCAUUGCAGAGAUGCAAGGAAGACUAAACUUGUGAACUAUGGGGAUCUGGAAGAAGAAAGAGACACUAAAUGGGAUAGCACUUACAUCUCCAACCAGCCCCCUGCAGGAUUCACUCCACAUAUCUGGAAGGCAUCUACUCCACAGACCUUCUACUGUACAAACACUGAGAUAGCAAAGCCACAGAGCAGACGGGAUCUGGAGUGGAGAGCAGAGGCAAAGGAGCAGAUGACUUGGGUUACAGAGAGAGAACUGUGGGACCUGAAAGUCAAAGAGGAGACACAUUUAAGCAAGGAACAGCACGCCAGUAGCACUCUGGAGCUUUGCAAGAGUCUGAGGUGUCCUGAAAGGACAAGGGUUCAAGCAAGAAGGCGACUAUUCCAGAGGAACUACCAAGGUAUCAAGGGGAGGAGAGUCAGCCCCUUGGAACAGGCCACCACUGAGGAAGAGUUGGGGAAGAACUCAGUGGGAUCAGCUUUGCCCCAAACAAUACCCCAGAGGUUCACUGAACAGCAACGGGACUCCUUAGAUUUGGAGGAGGUGUAUAGCAACAGUGAUGAAGAAGGAAGCCACUGGAUCCGUGAACCUGAGUGUCCUUGCUCACUAUCUCUUGCCACCUCUAGGUGGAAGUCCAGGAGCUUUCUCCUUCACACCAGCAGCACCCACUCUGACAGCAGUGGCUUCGUGGAGGAACAACUCCUUCCACCCGAGUCAUUUGUCAACUGA
This is a messenger RNA of Gracilinanus agilis (Agile Gracile Mouse Opossum), 1800 nucleotides long. It is a transcript of the gene TESPA1, whose product is annotated as thymocyte expressed, positive selection associated 1. The coding region runs from base 1 to 1800 and encodes 599 amino acids. The transcript is spliced from 10 exons. Gene Ontology annotation, molecular function: signaling receptor binding. Lineage: Eukaryota; Metazoa; Chordata; Mammalia; Didelphimorphia; Didelphidae. The record is from RefSeq and is a predicted model, not a curated record.